GCUCAAUUGGUUCUUCCCGGCAUGGCAGGUCCCAUCGCCGCAGAGGCCCGGUUCUCUUCAUUCGCUCUUCAGUCCUCCAACAGUUGUCUAAUGCACGUUUAUGACCUUUGCUGCUGCUGCAGCAUCUGGGCUGGCUUCGUGGCAGUCUCUGACUCCUCGGUUCAUUCUGCAUUGCAGCAAUCUAUGCACCUUGCCUCAUCUGAUUCGAGCCUCCCCAUCUUUCCCUCCUCUCUACUCGUUCGGCGUCUCUUUUAUCAUGCCUCGAUGCCCAAUAUCCGGCUCCCUUCGUCCACGGCUAUACCGUGUUACUGGCCACCUCCUGCUUCAUAACCCUGAUCAUAACCUAAGGCUAUGGGAGGCUAUUCAGAGUCGGCACUUGUUGUUGAUUAAACAAUUGAGGCUCUUUACACUAGAGGGGGCAUGACAGGCAUGUUUCACGGCCGCUGUCGGUGGGUUGGCUUGGCAUUAAAGUCGGUCUCGUCCCCGUCUGCUUGUUUCCCUCGGACUUCUUCCGAUCUGCAACCCCCCCGUCCUCUCCUGCCUGCCUUCUGUGCAAAAGCUCGGAACAAAGAUUGUGACCGCUCUAGUCUUUGGCUGAGUUUUUGUUGAAACCCCCUGUCAUCGCCGCCCACUGUCAUACCCCUUCUCCUCUUCGAGUUCGGGUCAGGUGGUUGGGCAGGGUCAGUAGUGUGCUAACCUCCACUGCCCUGUUUCUCCCCAGCCUCGACACUGCAACGGCACAUUAUCUUGAAAUAACCAAAACACCAUCGCCUAUCUCGGGGGGGGCGCCAGAAAACACCGGUGCCAGCGAUAUACCGGGCCAUCCAGAGAUCAUGAUUUUCAAGGUCCACCAUGGGCCGACGCCGUCAUCCAGACUAAUCAGCACGAAUUACUCAACUCGAUAUCUCAGCUGAUUUGUAAACACUACCCAAUCGACUGACAGAAGAAGUCAUCAUGGAACUCGAGACAGCAGUGAACCUCAACAUCCCCAUUGAGGCACACCUCCUCCGGGGCUGCUGUCGCGAGGCUGACAGGUGCGAAAUUGUGGCCAUGGGUCUCGAUCAACUACGAAUAGCACUCCCCGAGUCCUUCCAUGGUCAUCUCAUUGCCCUCACCGGGGAGAUACGAAGCUCGUGCCGUCUUCUACGUGACCUCGCCGACCGAUCCCAGGUGCACUUCUCGCGUGUCCCCAUCGUUGCCAACUACCUCAACGUCGUGCUCCCUUGCCUGUCUCGGACCCUGAAAGAUAUCAUCGGUUACUAUGAGGAGAAAACCAUUUCGAGAGAAAUGAGAUGGCGAAAGAUGUACAAUAAAAUGACGGAAGAAGCCUCUGGGCUCCCACUUCCACAAAGAUUUGUCCUUUACAAUCACUUCCUAUCGUUGCUGAAGCAGCUGCUGACGAGGUCGCCGAGCUUUGAGCUCAACACUCUUGAAACCCUCCGCACUCGAAUUUUGAAGCUGCGGGAACAGAGAGGAAUCGAACGCACACUGGGCGGAGCAGAUAUUCUCCCUACCGCUGCCGUCUCGAACGGCCCUGAAACAUUUAAGACCUCGUAUGGACCCUUCUACCCCUGGGGCCAUUUCACUAUUCCGCCAGAGUCCAAAAUUCUAUUCCGGAGGCCAUUUGAUGAGGACAGGAUCUCAAUCGUUGUCUACUUGAAUUCGGUCGACCAAUCACCUUACUUGCUCAUGAGAACCAUGCAGGGCGAUAUUCCCUGGUUCUCGCUGUUUGGUGCCCACGAGCUCUGUAUCAACCGGGAAGGAAGUGCACUGCAGCUCAAACGAUGGAGCCGUCACACACCAGUCCCAGUCGCGGACCUGGCUCAGCCGUCGCUCUAA
This is a messenger RNA of Podospora bellae-mahoneyi, 1839 nucleotides long. RefSeq lists its product as uncharacterized. The record is from RefSeq and is a predicted model, not a curated record. NCBI's taxonomy places the organism in Eukaryota, Fungi, Ascomycota, Sordariomycetes, Sordariales, Podosporaceae. The transcript is spliced from 6 exons. Bases 955 to 1839 code for a protein of 294 amino acids.